GCCCAACCGGACCCGAGUAUAAAGCGUAAAAACCCAAUUGAGAUUUGAGACUCGACAGAACAGCUCCUCCUUGUUUUGUUGGAGCCGUGGAAGAGCUUAAGUUGAAGAGACUCAACUGGUUGUCGUCGUUCUUCGUGGUUCCUAGAAAUCAAAGAUGCAGGCCAGUGACAGGUUUAACAUCAAUUCCCAGCUCGAGCAUCUCCAAGCUAAAUAUGUUGGGACUGGACAUGCUGAUUUAAAUAGAUUUGAGUGGGCUGUGAAUAUUCAGCGCGAUAGCUAUGCCUCUUACGUUGGCCACUACCCCGUGCUGGCAUACUUUGCUAUUGCAGAAAAUGAGUCCAUUGGAAGGGAACGCUACAACUUUAUGCAGAAAAUGCUUUUGCCUUGUGGUCUACCCCCUGAAAGAGAGGAUGAUUGAAGAGAGAUGAUUGGAAUCACUGUUUUCAAAUCUCAAAUUUACAUAUUGAACUCUUGAUCGUUUUAGGGUUGUGGGAUUCGCUAUUUCUGAUAUCUACUCUUUUAUUUGCUUGAAAGACAGUGUAGCAUUACAUAAUUUACAUUUCAGUAUGGUAUUGGACGUGUAACUUAUGUGAUACCUGGAGCUUCAGAGCUUCCAUGGUAAUUUGUUUAUGUUAUAUGAAUUCAUAAUAUCCAUAAUCUAAUGCCAAACAAAUGCAAACUCA
Tripterygium wilfordii is the source of this 683-nucleotide messenger RNA. RefSeq lists its product as uncharacterized. The transcript is spliced from 4 exons. The record is from RefSeq and is a predicted model, not a curated record. Gene Ontology annotation, biological process: mRNA splicing, via spliceosome. Bases 155 to 418 code for a protein of 87 amino acids. NCBI's taxonomy places the organism in Eukaryota, Viridiplantae, Streptophyta, Magnoliopsida, Celastrales, Celastraceae. Gene Ontology annotation, cellular component: precatalytic spliceosome; U2 snRNP.